Microtus oregoni (creeping vole) is the source of this 1771-nucleotide messenger RNA. It is a transcript of the gene Clec11a, whose product is annotated as C-type lectin domain containing 11A. The transcript has 4 exons. NCBI's taxonomy places the organism in Eukaryota, Metazoa, Chordata, Mammalia, Rodentia, Cricetidae. Bases 775 to 1578 code for a protein of 267 amino acids. The record is from RefSeq and is a predicted model, not a curated record.
AGGAUGUGUGGGUGGAGGCGGAACAGUCCAGGUGACAAGCUGUGGUAGCCUGGGUGGGCGUGGGCUGCUGCGAGUGACCUGUAGGUGUGUUUCAGGGCUGGCACAGCAGGGUGGGUGGGUUGGCACUGUUUGGUACUGCUGCCUCCACCGAGGAGAACUUGGAUUGGGUGGGGUGGCUGGGGAGAGGGCUAAGAAGUGAACCGCAGCGAUAUGGGACCAGGAGGUGGGGAGGGUCAACACUCUCAAUGUGGCCUCCUGAGGGUUGGCUCCUUUCCAAAUGCGGUCCUCUUCUCUCCUGUUCCCCACCCCCCACUCCCCACUCUAGAACCGGAAAGCAGAAUGUCUGGUCUGGUCCCUCCCACCCCACACCAGGCCCGGCUCCUGCACCGUUGCCAUGGAGAUGGGAAGCAGUGGAGGGUACUGCUGACUUUGGGGGAGUGGGGAUGGGCUGGGGGGAGGAGGGUUGGGGAAGGAAAGACGAAAUGUUUAAGGAAGAGAGUUCCAAGAACUGUAGGCGAGCAGGCAUCUAACCGCGGGCUGAGGACCCCUCCCCCUCGCGGGGACCGAGCUCCGAAGUCCCCACGCCCCAGUUGGUCCUGUUGCCCAACCUGCGGGGCUCCGGAGGAGACUCCGGGCCUCCAGUUCAGUCUGCUGACCGCCCUACACCACAUACCACCAGUCAGUAUGACCUCAGCCACUCCCCCUCUGCAGCCUCAGCUCUACAGGAACCGGUGGCAGGUGGGAUGAAAGGAGGCCCUGGGGCUGCCCAUUGGGAUGGGAAGUAAUGACAGUCUUGCUGGAAAUCCUAAAGGCGAAGAGGUGUUGGGGACCAAGGAGACCCAAGGGGAAGAAGAGGAAGAGGAAACCACAUCACCUAUUUCCAGUUCCAACCCUUUCCCCAGCCCUUCUCCCACACCAGAGGACACCAUCAGUUACAUCUUGGGCCGCUUGUCCGGCCUGGAUGCAGGCCUACACCAAUUGCAUAUUCGACUGCACACUUUGGACACUCGUGUGGUCCAGCUGACCCAGGGACUGCGGCAGCUGCGAGAUGCUACAAGUGAUACCCACAACUCCGUGCAAGCCCUAAAGGAGGCACAGGUCCGGGCUGAGCAGGAGCACGGCCGCCUGGAGGGCUGUCUGAAGGGCAUGCGCCUGGGCCACAAGUGCUUCCUGCUCUCGCGGGACUUCGAGACCCAGGAGGCCGCGCAGGCGCGGUGCAAGGCGCGGGGCGGGAACCUAGCGCAGCCGGCAGACCGCCAGCAAAUGGAUGCGCUAGGCCGGUACUUGCGCGCCUCGCUCGCCCCCUAUAACUGGCCGGUGUGGCUGGGCGUGAACGACCGGCGCUCUGAAGGGCUCUACCUUUUCGAGAACGGACAGCGCGUGUCCUUCUUCGCCUGGCACCGCGCGCCCAGCCCGGAGCCUGGCGCCCAUCCUAGCGCGGCAUCACAUCCACUCAGCCUGGAUCAGCCCAAUGGCGGCGUCCUGGAGAACUGCGUGGCGCAGGCCUCAGACGACGGUUCCUGGUGGGACCAUGGCUGUGAGCGGCGCCUCUACUUCGUCUGCGAGUACCCUUUCUAGAGAGCCAGUCCUUGCCUCAGAGCUCUUAAGACACAUUCUUCUCCGUGUACCCUGCUGUCCGGGACGCUCAGAGGUUUACAAUAACCAUGAAUAAAUUUUUAAUAAGAAAAGGCUUUUUAUUUUAGAUAUUUGCACCCAGGGUGGUUGAGGUCAGGUGUGCCCUUCAGAGAACUCCAAAGACGCAGCCUCUAGC